This is a messenger RNA of Aspergillus caelatus, 1641 nucleotides long. RefSeq names its product major facilitator superfamily domain-containing protein. Gene Ontology annotation, molecular function: transmembrane transporter activity. The record is from RefSeq and is a predicted model, not a curated record. Bases 1 to 1641 code for a protein of 546 amino acids. The transcript is spliced from 9 exons. Gene Ontology annotation, biological process: transmembrane transport. NCBI's taxonomy places the organism in Eukaryota, Fungi, Ascomycota, Eurotiomycetes, Eurotiales, Aspergillaceae.
AUGCCUAUGGCGAAUGUAACACCGCCAGAGCGCCUUGAGCGCCUUGAGCAUCGCGAGCAUGAUGUUGAGAGGGAGUACUCUCUCUAUCAGGAGGAGAAGCGGCCAAUUACUGGGAUCAAGUGGUUCCUGCUGGUGGCCAGCACCUUGACGGGUAGCUUCCUCUACGCAUUGGACAACACCAUUGUAGCCAAUAUUGCACCGGCUAUUGUGAACCACUUUGAGUCGGUGGAGAAUUUACCAUGGAUGUCAGUUGGGUUUAUGAUUGGCGCCGUGGCGAUGGUUCUCAUUGUGGGCAAACUAUAUACUCUCUACAACGCCAAAUGGCUGUACAUCAUUUUCACAGUCAUAUUUAUGGCGGCCUCUGCACUCUGCGGCGCCGCUCCCACUAUCGAUGUUGAGAUUGUUGGACGAGUUUUUGCUGGUGUAGGUGGAAAUGGAAUGUAUAUUGGUGUCCUAACGCUGCUAUCGCUGAAUACAACGAGCCGUGAACGUCCACAGUAUCUCAGUUUAACUGGGCUAGUCUGGGGCCUAGGAACAGUUCUCGGUCCCGUUGUCGGUGGUGGAUUUGAGUUGUAUACGUGGAGGUGGGCCUUCUAUAUCAACUUACUAUUCGGCAUCAUCCUUCUUCCGUUAUAUAUUUUUGUGAUCCCAUCGAACUCCGUAAAGCCGGAGCUAUCAUCCCAACAGAAGCUUACUAAUUUUGAUUGGGUCGGAGCUAUCCUCAGUGUUGCGGCAUUCACAACUCUAGUGAUGGGCAUCAACUUUGGAGGAACACUGUAUAACUGGAAAGCGGCACAGAUCAUUGCUCUUUUCGUUCUGUCAGGUAUAUUAUGGAUAACAUUCGUUUUACAGCAGGGCUUCGCGAUUAUCACCUCCUUCGACAACCGGUUAUUCCCCAUACAUUUACUUAAGCUAAAGGAACCUGCUCUUCUUUUUAUUGCAUGUGCCUCGGCGGGUAUAGUAACUUACCCGAGUGUGUACUACAUUCCGAUCUACUUCCAAUACACGAAAGGUGACAAUGCAAUCAUAUCUGCUGUCCGGCUGCUCCCCUUCAUCUGCAUGUUAGUCGUGGCCAUUCAGGGAAGUGGGAUCAUGAUGUCCCGGGUGGGGUAUUAUAAGCCAUGGUAUUUGGCCGGAAGUGUCCUUGCACUCAUUCCAGCAGUCUUAAUGUCUACUGUUGUGGAAACACACACGUCUCCCAGCGUCCUAUACGGCCUCGAACUGGUUCUAGGAUUAGGUGCCGGCUUAUAUACUCAAGCAGCAUUCGCUGUGAUCCAAGCCGUUACACCCCCGUCGGACAGCGCUGACGGAUUGACGCUAAUGAUACUUGCUCAACUUACCGGAAUGACACUUGGCCUGUCCAUUACGGGUGCCACAUUUGUUAAUGUCGCUCAAAACCGUCUAUACGAAUUGUUACCGAAGCUUCCCCGGGCACAGGUCUCCCGCAUCGUAUCAGGGACCAGCAGUGGACUUUUAAGUACAUUACCAAGGCACAUCCGAGAGCAAGCGCUGGAUAUCAUUGUGCUUGCAUGGCGUGACGUGUUUACGUGUGUCUACGUUGGCGCAGCCCUUAGCCUCGCCUGCGCAAUUUUUCUAGCAAACAAGCGAGCCAAUAUCAGGGCUGGAGCAGGUGGCGCUUAA